AUGUAUUCUACCUUCACAGUCGCAACGGGUGCUCCCGUUGGCGGAGAUCAUGGCCGUAAAGCUGACCAGCCGAAGUCUAAACGUCCCCAUGUUCUAAUUGCAUGCGAACACUGUCGGAAAAAUCGCAUCAAGUGUGAUAACGGACACCCGUGUCGGAACUGCAAGCAUCGCAAUAUCAGUUGUACCAGCGGUGAUUACGCAGAUACUCGUGCAUUGAGCAGACAGGUCCAGCAUCUCCUCAGUCGUGUGAAGUCCCUUGAGGAACAAGUGGGCGAUGUGAACAGCGCCUUGGCCGAGGCCAAGCAUAAUCAGUCCUUGUCCACACGAUCGAGCCCGAUCUCACUUCCUGCUCUAGCAAAUGAUCUUCAGCCAGCUCAGAACUUGUCGUCAACUGCCUUCGCUGCCCAGCUUCAGCUUCGCUUGGGUGUUGACUUCCUACUAGUCCUGUGCAUGGAACCCCACGGCCCACCAACUUCGACCGACCCUGGCUCUUUACAGGAAAAAUUGCCUCGAACACUCACCGAUUAUUAUAUCCGAAGAUAUUGGCGCACAGUGCAACGACUCCAGCCGGUAUUGGAUGAGCCUGAUAAUAUCACUGUGAGACCUGCAUAUUUGACGGACUUGAUGCUCGCUAUCAGCCUUCGGCUAGAUGCCAUGUCAAAGCCGCGGGACCACCCAGAGCAGCCAGAACAAAGUUGGAUCCUGGCUCAACAACAUUAUGAGCGAAGUGUCCAAAUGCUGGCACAAGAGCCACCCACACUAGGACAUCUGCAGGCCUGCCUCUUGAUGGUAAUAUAUCAGCGUCAGGAUCAUCAUCGAGGGGCCGCUUCUGAAGCUCUGACUCAGGCCCGAAAUAUUGGAAAUCAAUUGGGGCUUUGCGGAUUAAGCCGACCAAAAAUCGGCUCUGAUAGAGAAAUACACCUUGCAACCCGACUGCAAGCUAUUCUGCUUAGCUUAGAAGCGCAGCAAUUGUUGGAAUCAGGCUGUCCAUCUGAGAUUGCAGAAAGCCCAGCACACUGGCUGCAAUCCCCACCCUGGGAUUUGAUUCCAGUUGAUGGGGGUGAGGGAACGUUCUUGAGCGCAUAUGCCAGUCUUCUUCGCAUCGCCAAGGCUACUCAUCUGUCUUUCGUACAACCAACUAUUUCCGCGACCCUUUGCCAGCUUGAUCAAGGAUUGCCGGAUCUUUUAGAGCUGCUCGACCAUUGGCGGCAAACAGCACCUGCGCGCUUUCAACUUCGACGAAAAAAUAACAUUCCGUCAAUGUCCACGGAUUCAUGUGCUUUAGAUUUAGAUGCCGACCAGACAACCGUAAUUUUGAGACAAUGUUUAAUACUUGAGCUGACAUACCAUUGGAUACACACUGGCUUACUUCGCAGCUUCUUCUUGGGCAGUGGAGAGGAAUGCCACUCGACUUCUGCAACCACAAAUGCCACCAAGCAUGCUUUGGCAAUCACUCGAAUUAUAUCUCAGGCGUUAGAAGAGACCGAGGUUGUACACGGCUGGUCAGAUGCGCAUUUUAUCCAGUGGGAUGGAGCAAUGACGUUAAUGGCCUCGAUCGCAAUCGAAGGACGAGAUGGGGUGGCGAUGGGAGAGAAACGAGAAGCGUUAGCUAUCAGCAAGGAUGUUCUAGACAUGCUUGGUACACGAUUCACCACUUGUGCGGCCAAAAUUAUUGAUGACUUUUUAAGCCUCACUGCAAAGGAGGGUAACGCCUCCCUCGGGAGGAAUAAGGGAGGGAAUCGGGAUGGGAAAGGUAUUGAAGGCAUUGAAACGUUGCCGCCGGAACCGUUGAUGGACUAUCGGCCCACACUCGAUAAAGAGCUGGAGCCCCCUUGGCCAGAAAUCCCCAGCAAUCUGGAAAUGGGAUUUGAUUUAGAGGGCAUAGAUCUAUCAAAUUGGACGACACAGGAGUAA
Messenger RNA from Penicillium macrosclerotiorum, 1914 nucleotides. Its product is annotated as Zn(II)2Cys6 transcription factor. Gene Ontology annotation, biological process: positive regulation of transcription from RNA polymerase II promoter by galactose. The record is from RefSeq and is a predicted model, not a curated record. Bases 1 to 1914 code for a protein of 637 amino acids. NCBI's taxonomy places the organism in Eukaryota, Fungi, Ascomycota, Eurotiomycetes, Eurotiales, Aspergillaceae. Gene Ontology annotation, cellular component: nucleus. Gene Ontology annotation, molecular function: DNA-binding transcription factor activity, RNA polymerase II-specific; zinc ion binding; RNA polymerase II cis-regulatory region sequence-specific DNA binding. The transcript has 2 exons.